UGUUCGACAAUUAAAACAUUUUUAAAAUUCCGAUAAUAGAAAAAUUCGCUAUAAAAAAUAUUUUUUACGCAAAUAUUCGAUAUAAUUUUUUUCGAAUAACAAUUAUAAUUAGCCAAACGAACUCUAGCGACAAGUUCAUUCGAUUAUUAAUUUUCGUAAUUAGCAUAAAAAUAGUCCAAAAAUCUGGCAGUUCGAGUUAUCUUCUGGCAAGAACGCGACCUUUAAUCCUUGGUAAUCAAAGUUUAAACGGAAAUAAUAUAGAAUAAAAUUCAAUUUCGGCAUUAUUAUUGUAAUUCCGAAAUGUAAAUUAUUCAUUAAACGACGCAUAAAUCCAGCACGAGACGAAGAACGCGGAACUGAACAUCGAACGAAAGAUGGUGACUCGGUCGAAAAACGAAAAGUGAAAGGAUAACGAAUAUGCAAAGUUUGCGGAAAAAGCAGGAAGAGGCUGAAAUCCGGACAGCGAAUGUUACUUAAUUGAAGAUAAUUCUUUUCAGGAAGACGAGUGGAUCUGGCCGAAAACAAUCCGGAAACGCAAGAAAAUGUCGAAAUCCGGGUUCGAUGCACUAACCGCAUCCGAACGCUUUCGAAUGGAAAUAUCGAAGGAGGACGAACGAUCGAGUCGAAGCCGAUAAACGUCUUUUAGACAUUUUCGGCACGGGGAAAGACGAGAAAUUCCCCAGGCGCGCCGACUGUCCCCGGACGUCCAUUAAUAAUCGGCGUGUCAUCCGUCUGAUAGUCGAACGUGUGAAUGCGCGAGGGGGCUGCACUCGGUUCCGGGAUCAACCGAACGCUGACUCAACCCGCAGGGAUGCAACUCUCUACCCCCCUCUAGCCUCUAACAGGAAUCCCUUCGCAUUUCGCAUUAGUCCUCCGCUCGUCCUUCCAACUUCUUUCCCGGGUGGCCAUUGGCUCGCGCCGGCAGUGACAUCUAAUAGCCAUUGCCGUCCUCGACGUCACGGCGGAUCUGGUCUUUUUCUCUUGCGUCACGGCGUCGAUCCGAGAAACUCGGCUUUCGCCUAUUCGAGUGGCGACCGCUCUUAGCUUCUGGGCUCCCGGGGGGAGAAGAGGCACGCGGCUAUUGUUCUUCGGCUUUCUUUCCAAUUUUAAAAAUUCUUUUAAUGACGCCGCCGCGAAAAACGGCCCGUCGACGAAACGCGCGCCAUAUUUUAUAACCGUUUGCAGGGAAAAAACUGCGUGUUCAGCGGAAAAGAUUUUGUUUAUCUUUGCAAAAUUUAACAGGUUUCGAUUAGUGGUAGAAGGAUAGAAAUCGCGUUUUGGCGACGCGUACGCGUUCUGCCGAAAAGCGUGCCGGAAGGCGUAGAAUCGUCCUCGAUCUGGGAACUUACGUAAUGGUUACGGAGGCGAAAGAAAAUGCACGAUUCUGGGCUCGAGGACUUUUCGAGAAACGGUAAAAUAAUUUGGAUGUCCACGCGCGGUGUGUUUUGUGAUCGUGCAGCAGAAGAAAAAGAACAAAGGCGUCGCGGGGUCUGAUAGUUUCGUGCCCCGAUGGUGCCCUCCCACACAACCUUACCCGACCGGAGAAAGAGGGGGAAGAAAGGUCGCGACCCCAGAUCCACACGCUCCCGGAAAUGUUGUCACGAGUGAACGUGAUACCGUGAGGAGAAAACUUUCACUUACCCGGAUAUUCUUGUCACAUGACGUCACUCCGGGCGACAUUUCGCGUGGUAAACACGUUAGGUCGUCGUCGGCAGCAAAUUUCUCGCUACCAGAAAUUCGAUCGACGCUCGAUUCCAGUUCGAUUUUAAAAUCGAACGUUAGAAUUUUUUUUUCUUUUUUUUGAAAAUUCGCAUAAUUAUUUCUCGGUGGUUAGAAAAUGCGCUUCUUUUAUUAUAGCUGGUGCCUUUGGCGUAUCCGGUCUUCUUCCAUAUACGAUUAAGAGAGAAAAGAUAAAGAGAGUCGAUUCCCAUUUUUGGAAUUCGACCAUCUUCAAAAAAUUUCUUUUGAUUGGUGCGCCGAGUAGAAGCUAGCUUAUGGCGCCAAUCUGCGCAGUCCGAAAAGAAGCUCAUCUGUACCACGUGACCCAGGUGUGGGACGUGGUUGCGCCGCUGCAGAAUAGAAGCGGCAUUCUAUUCGCAACAUUCUCGACAUGGGUUCUAUUGUCGUUUUGGCCACGAUAACCAUCGUUAAAGGAAAUGUCGUGUCCCGCGAUUUGACUUCCGAGAAUUUCGACGUGUAUUCUCCCGCCGCCACUUUGAAUUUGGCCAUAACCUCGCCCCCCUUCUUGGCUUUCGACUGCGGAAAACGCCCGGACGGAUCUUAUCCCGAUUAUCGUUCGGGAUGCAAGUAUUUUUACGUGUGUAAAAACGGGAGGGUCUCUCGUUUCUGGUGCAACGACGGGGAAAUCUACGAUCCGGCUCUCUCCUACUGCGUUUCUGAUCGAGUGGGAAAAUGUAGCAAUUCUACGGAGAGGAAAGAGAAGUCGAGGACCAGAUGCCGUUUCCACGGAGUUUAUCCCGAUUACGAAAACGGUUGCCGAUCUUUCUUCUUCUGUAAAGAAGGAGUCGAAACCCGUCUGAAUUGUCCUCCCGAAACCAAGUUCGAUUGGAGAAGAGGCGUUUGUGUCGACGGCCGACGAGUGUCCUGCGCGACUCUGAAUUGUCAAGGUAAGACCGACGGAACGUACGAAGACGCGGAAGGAGGAUGCCGAAGAUAUUACACUUGCGAAGGAGGAAUUAAAAGUGAAUUUCUCUGUCCUCCGGGACAGAUCUACGACCGGAGAUUUUCUUCUUGCUCGAGUAUCGUCGAAGGUGCCAGAUGCGCCGAUCUGUCUUUCCAUUGCGCCGGAUUACCCGACGGAUAUUAUCCGGAUUACGGAGACGAGUGUCGCACCUUUUACCUGUGCAUCGGAGGACGUUCCAAAUCUUUUCACUGUCCUCCUGGAUUGGCUUUCGACCGGGAGAUGUUAUCCUGCGACUUUUCCUACAGAGUCGUUUGCCGGCGGACGGAUAUUUGCAGGGAGCGCGAAGACGGAAUCGCGCCCGAUUUCGACCGGGACUGCAGGGAAUUCGCCGUGUGCGAAAACGGAACGGCCGUCCGUUCGGGUGUCUGUCCUCAGGGGAAAGUUCUCGAUCCCGGUGCUUUAGUAUGUCGGCCGCGUUCCAUGUCGUCGUGCCGACCGGUCGGAGACGCGCAGUGUCGAAAUAAGGGAGACGGAGUGUACGGAGACGUCGAUUCCGGAUGUGGCGCUUAUUAUCUGUGCCUGAGAGGUAGAGUUUCUGUGACUUCCUUCUGUCCGGAGGGAACCGCGUUUCAUCGCUCUGUAGGUAAAUGCCUCUCUUCGUCUCUGGUGGCUUGCGGCGAUUCUCGUCCUUCUGUCUCCCUCCCGAACGCGUGCGAAGGAAGGGUAGGACUCUUUCCGGAUUUCCAGUCGGAAUGCCGCAACUAUCACGUCUGCGCGUUCGGCAUGGCAGAUACCUUGGCGUGCGGCGCGGGUCUGGUUUUCGACAAUCGAUCCGGGAAGUGCGUUCCCGUGGGCUCGGCCGAUUGCACUCCUCCCACCGUCCUGGCCACCUUCGAAUGCCCUCUGGAAGAAGAAGAUCGCUAUCCGGAAUCCGGGGACGGAUGCGCCCUCUACCACGAAUGUUGGCGGGGAAAGGGCGCCACCUAUCGGUGCCCUUCCGGACAUAUUGACCGGUCGACCAAGCGACGCUGCCACGUUUCGGACCGGGUGUGCCCCGGCGACCUCCCCAAGCGCCGAUCUGCCACCGUCUCGCGCGUCAUCCAGUGGCAGUUCGAAUGCGGCGGCCGAGAAAACGGCGUCUUCGUCUCGGACCAGUGCGGGGUCUUCCACGUGUGCGCCGAAGGCAAAGUCUUCUCCUACGUCUGUCCCCCGGGCAGAAUUUUCGACGUCGGAUCGUCUCGGUGUCGACCGGGAACGUGCGGUCGAUCGGACUCGGCUCCUUGGUUCGCCGAGGCGGGAAGCUUCGAUUGCCAGGGGAGGAAAGACGGGAUGUACCCUGAUCCCUCCACUUACUGUCGCAGGUAUUUCGUCUGCGAGGGGGGAAAGGCCUCGGCCGCCUACUGUCGCGAGGGAGAAGUCUUUGACGAGAGGAUCGUCACUUGCGUCGACGCUUCCGACGCCAACUGCAGUGCCGUCGAUUCUGCCAAUCGGAUCGAACCGUCCGAAAAGAUUGCGGUUCGAGCGCAGAAGCCCGAAACUCCGUCCUCGUCUUUCCGCUGCCCAGCGGGAGCCACGGGAUUUUUCCCGGAUUACCAGAGCGGAUGUCGCAAGUUCCACAUCUGCUUCCGGCGCCUGAGGAAGAGCUACACCUGCCCCAGCGUUCUGCUCUUCAACCCCGCCACCAAAAGCUGCGAUCUUCCGGAAAACGUCAGAUGCGGCCCGGGAGAGCGCGUCCCCGACGUCCCCGACUGCGGCGGGAGAACGGGAGACUGCCGCGGAUACACGGCCUGCGCCGGCGACGGUCCCGCGGCUUCCGACUGUCCCCCCGGUGGUUGCCGGAAGCGCGUCCCCUGCCGGAAAGAGACGGCGCGCGCCGGCAACGUACACGCGCACGGCAUGCCCGACAGAUACGCCUUCACCUGCGCCGACAAACCCGACGGUUUCUAUCCGGACUACGCGCGGGACUGUCACGUCUUCUACCGAUGCGUCAGAGGGAAGAAGUUCUCUCAUUAUUGUAAACAGGGCCUCCUGUUCGACCCGGCCACCGGCAUCUGCCAGUUCGAACAGACUGUGGACUGCUCGCCGCCCCCUUCGGUGGAAGUCACCUAAAAGGGCCUCGACCUCCCGUUUCUUUAUUUAUUAUUGGUCAGCCGCGGGCCGAGGAGCGGAGGACGGUCGAAGGACGCGCAAUAUUCCCGCGUCCGGGUGUUGCGCCGUUCCCGGAUGCGGACGCGGCCGCGGAAUACAAAAUC
Molecule: messenger RNA, 4896 nt
Organism: Centruroides sculpturatus (bark scorpion)
Lineage: Eukaryota; Metazoa; Arthropoda; Arachnida; Scorpiones; Buthidae
Exons: 4
Coding region: 2111-4753 (880 amino acids)
Cellular component (GO): extracellular region
Molecular function (GO): chitin binding
Source: RefSeq, a predicted model, not a curated record